This is a messenger RNA of Magallana angulata, 6026 nucleotides long. RefSeq names its product tectonin beta-propeller repeat-containing protein 2-like. Gene Ontology annotation, molecular function: protein binding. Bases 117 to 4766 code for a protein of 1549 amino acids. NCBI's taxonomy places the organism in Eukaryota, Metazoa, Mollusca, Bivalvia, Ostreida, Ostreidae. The transcript is spliced from 17 exons. The record is from RefSeq and is a predicted model, not a curated record.
CCUUGUCAUAAGACGUCAGCAAACAAAUCUGUGACUGUCACACACAAAAAUCGAAAAUAUGAAGGUUAGAGGUAUGGGACACUGUUGACAAUGAUUAGUAGGUAAGCUGUGAGAAAAUGACAGAAAAUACACAAGGUGGGGAUCCUUCAGUAGUGUCCAAAGAUCCACCCCCUCACCCUAUUCCCAAGGAGCACCGCUCUCUGGAUUAUCUCUUGUCACAGAUCCCGCGCAGAGCCCAGAAAGGACUUCUAACAACCUGCGAUCUGAUUCUGAAAUGUGUGGAUGCCAAUGAAUACUACAUAGCUCUGGGGACCAAUGUAGGUGUGAUAUACCUCUUUGACAGGAAGAAGGAAUUGAUUGAGAAAUUGAAAACACAUUCUAAUAAUGAUGUCAUUACAACUAUUGCUUUGCACACUGGGCUUGAGAGUCAAGUUGCCAUUGGAACAGAGAAAGGAGUUGUAUACAUAUUCCAGCUGCCAUCUCACAUCCCAGGUCAAAACAAGAAGCUUCAGGAAUUUGUUGUGCAAGGGUUACACAAGGCACGAGUUACCUGUUCAAAAUGGAGUCUGAAUGGAAUGAAGCUAUUUACUGGAGAUGACCAGGGACUGGUUGUUUGUACAGAGUUUGAUGCAUUCCAGGGUCAAUGUAAAUCAGCUGUUGUGCUGUCGGAGGCCGGCUCCAGUGUAGUCGAAUUAGACCAUGGACACAAGUCACUUCUUGUCUCCACAAAACAGAGGAGCGUGAUCUACAAAAUGGAUGAGAGCACAGUCCAAGUGGGACAAAAGGACAGAAAAAUCGCUGGACAAUUUGGAGCUUGUUUUAUCCCUGCUAUGUGUAAGCCAGAGGAUGCCCAGCUCUAUGCAUGUCGACCAGGGGCAAGGAUCUGGAAAGCUGACAUGAAUGGGAUAGUCAGCCAAACUUAUCUUUACAAAGAACUGCUGAACUCAACUCACCCAGAAAUCCAGUUGUUGUUCAAAAACGGAAUUCCAGCCAGUAGAGUCUCAGCUGACCAUCAGUUCGGGCCGUUGAGUCUCUACAUGGAGAAGUAUCUCGUGACCUGGAAUGAUUCCUCCAUGUAUAUUCUGUGCCCUGAGGAUAAUUCGGUGGUGGGGAGUCAGAGGGCUCUGGGAGCUGUGGUAGAUGUAGCCGUGACUGAGGACGAAAUCUUCAUUUUGAGGAAAAAUAAUGAAAAGAAUCUUAUCAGAGUAGCUUUAUAUCCAGAAAAGAAGGGAGAAUCUCUGUAUCAUAAACUAUUGCAUGAAAAGGAGAAAUAUGCUUUAAUGCGACAGUCUGCACCGCCCAUUGAAUCUACACUCCAUGUUUCAAACAUUCCACAGUCUAGUCAGCAAUCACAUUCCCCACUUGAUUUCAUCCAGACCAAACUCAAAUCAAUGGAGCUAACUGGAGGCUCAGUGAAAUCCGGAAUUGAGCAUUUCCUCUCAUCCAUGGAUCAUCUUGAGGACUCUGUUGAGAUAACUGAGCACGAGAUUGAUCAUCGAGAUCACCCUCAGGCUCAGCCUCCUCAGGAUCUUCCUCCCGAGAUAAAGCAUGUAACAAAACUUCAUGAAAAACUGCCUCCAGUUGUCAAGCUGGAAACUCCAGAUUUACUGACAAUAGAAGUGUUUGGUGAUGAUGUACCUUCUUUUAAGAAAGACACUUCUCAGGACAGUAGCAAUAAAAUGUCAGAUAUCCCAACCACUCGCUUUAAUCCUUUUCUAAAAGAUGAUUUGGAGACAGAUUCUGUUUCCUGUUCAGCAGAUUCUCAUUGUGAUAAUUCUUUUAACAAACAUUCUCUUGAAGCCUCUGACAAACUGAUACCCAGGGGGCCGUCUAGUGCUGUCAGCCAGUCAACAAAAGACAGUAGUCCAUCACACAAUCCAAGCAUGCCGACAGCUAGUGCUGUCAGCCAGUCAACAAAAGACAGUAGUCCAUCACACAAUCCAAGCAUGCCGACAGCUAGUGCUGUCAGCCAGUCAACAAAAGACGGCAGCUCAUCACCUGAUUCAGUCAUACCGACAGCAACUUUGACGGAAGAAAGAUUGUCAUCUGCAGUUGGAGAUGAUGAUAUAGUGUUUAAUUCUAAGAUUAAAAGACAUAAGAAAAAAAAGAAAGGAUCGAAAGGUGACAGAGAAUCGGGACAUCCCUCUCAUGGAAAGGACCAUUUACAUGGAAACAUGGAGGACAGGAUUUCUAUUCAAAGUUAUGACUCGAUUUCUAUUCAAAGUGAUGCAAGUGAGAGUUCCUAUGUGAUUGAGGAGCCAAAGUUGAUGACUGUUGUUGAUUCCGUGGGCAAUGUGAAAAAGAUCCGGAGUAGGGAGUCAUCUCCAUCACCAAGUACAUGUUGUAAGAAGUUACCAAAAGGAGAACAGUCACAUCUGGCUGUGCCUUUCCUGGAAAAUUCACAGAAUUCUGCGUAUGAUUCUUUAACUAAAAGUUUGGAAAAAUUUGAAGAAGAAUUGACAAGUCUUGACACAGUAAAUAGUCUAAAGAAAAAAGAGGAAGUGAAAUUGGAAAAUAAAGAUCCUGUUCUUGAAUCAGCCGAAACACGUAUACUGACUUCAGAAAAAGAGAAAUUAAGCUCUGAAAAAAGCAUAGUAUUAGAACCCAAGGUAUUGAAAGAGAAAUCCAAAGAUGUUUCUUUAGAAUCUUCUGUGCUAAAAACUAGCGAAACCCAAGUUGCAAAGAGAAGUUCAUCAUUAGAGAAAUUAAAUGCAACAACGCAAGUUUCAGAUAGCUCAUCCUCUGAUAAUUCUCUCAUAAUGACAUCUGACCAGGGAGUCAGAAGUGUGUUUUCCACUCCAGAGUCCCCUACUGAUGACUUUUACACUAUGUACCUAUCUAACACAAGUGUAACCUCACAGAAGGACGUAAAACAUCAUCCUCUCCUUCCAUCCACAGCAGAUAAUGAAACCUUGGAGGACGAGGGUACUGAUCUUGUAAACAAAGAUGACAAGUUUGACCACGAACCUUCAUACAAAAUAAUCAACAGCUGGACAGAGGUGUACACUACAGGCAAUGUGGCUUGUCUGUGUCUGACGGAUACACACAUCUGGCAUGUGGACAGAAGUUCAAAUCUCUGGUACUGCAGUCUGAACAGUCCAGGAUUCAAGUGGCAGAAAGCCAAUGGAUAUGCCAAGAUGGUUGCAGUGUCUCGCUCUGGGAGCAUUGUGUGGAGACUCUACAAGGAUACAGUGUAUGCGGGAACAAAGAUAGUGGCCAAGCAUCCGGAGGGGAUGAAGUGGAUUGAGGCUGUGCGGGAAGUGCAAUAUAUUUCUGUGGACGAGACCAUGGCUUGGUACAUAAAGACAAAUGGUGAGGUGGUGAUGCAGAAAGGUUUGUCCAGAGACAGGCCAUGUUUUAAGGCGCUAAAGAUUGCCUGUGACCACAAGCUGAUUGAGAUCGCCUGUUACAGGGGGGUGGUCAUUGGGGUCACUGACCAGUGCCAACUAGUCUACCGGGAUGGAAUCAGCAAAGACUGCUGGGAAGGAAAAUGGUGGAAACAAUUAAAAUGCAAAUCAUCCCAAGAAAUGCUCUUCAGUGCCAUUUCCUUUGGUGUGGAUGGCGUUUUAUGGGCAUUAGAUGUCUUAGGGAGAAUAUGGUUCACCACAGGUGUUACCAUGGAAACCCCUACAGGGGAUGGAAAGUGGUGGGAGGUUCCAGUCAGUGAAAUAGUGGUAAAAGAUGUAUCAGGAAUUGAUGCAUUGAGAUCCCUGGCCCAGAAAUUUGAUCCCCAGAAGCUUGCCUCCCUCCUCAGCUCACAGAAUGCGGGUCUCAUCACAGCAGGGAGGUGUGGUGUGUGGGUGUGUCCAGAAUUCAAAAACAUGAUACAGAUUUGUAGAGGUGUCAUUCAAGGACAUUUAUGGGACGUAGCAGAGAUUCGUGGGAUUGCAUCCUCUGUCAUUUGGAAGUCAGUGUCUGCACAAGCCAGCAAUGAUGGCUUUAUUUGGGCCCUUCAGCCCAAUGGGGACAUCUACACAUUCUCAGCUGGCCUGGAGAAAUGCAGCCAGCUGCUGUCUCCCUCCUACAAGAAGCCAAUUAUCUGUCUGUGUACCUCUCGUGAUGCCGUGUGGGUGCUGAUGGAGGAUGGGGCAAUCUUCAUACGCAGCGGGGUCAGGCCCAGUAACCCCCAGGGUGUGGACUGGUGCAGAUUAGACCUAUCACAACUAGGUGAUACUGUGUUAACAUCAAUCAGCUGUGGGACCCUCAAUGUGUGGGCGGUAGACAAUCAGGGCAUAGUGUACCAGAGAAUCGGGGUCAAGGCCCCCACCUCUCACUCCCUCAAUGCUGCUUGGCUUCCCGUAGAUAUGGGCAAGCAGUCCACUACUGUAUUCACACACAUUGCCACAGGACCCAAAGACUUCAUGGUUUGGGCAAUUGAUAAUCGUCGUCAAGUUUAUGCCAGAAGAGGUGUUACAGAAAACAUGCCAAUUGGAGAAGAAUGGGUUCAUGUUCCAGGAACUUUAGCCACUCAAUUGACUGUAUCCGACACAUGUGUGUGGGCGUUGAAUCCCAAUGGAGAAAUCCUCUGUCGCUAUGGCAUUUCCCUGAAAAAUCCCACAGGAGAUUACUGGAGAAAAGUCCCAGGUGUCUUUUAUCAAAUAUCAGUGAGUGACUCGGAUCAGAUGUGGGGUGUGAGCAAAGAGGGACAACUCUACAAAAGAUACACCAAGUGUUUAAAGAAGGGCAGUAACUCUGCCUUGGACCAACUUCUACCCAAGAGAAGCUCCGUCAGUAUGUCCAGUGACGAUGGUUGGGAGCUGCUAUAGGAUAUCAAUACACCAGGGGUCUAGGAGUAUAUUGUAAUUUACCAAAUAUUUAUUAUAGAAUAUUGAAUUGGUUUGCAGAAGCUCUACUAUAAAGUACAUGUGUUCUUAUUGUUUGUUCAGAUAACUUCAAUGCUGUAUCAUACUUCUUUUUAUUCAAUCCCUUCUUUACGCAUGCUUCCUUUUUUUUUAUAAGUUUAUUUUAAAAUCAGUACAGUGUUUGAUUUUCAUGUGAAUAAACUACGCCAUAUUUAGAAGGCCAGAUUGAUGUUUAGACAUGUAUGUCCUCAGUAAAUAGUAACUGUUAAAUAUUGAUUGGUAGAAUUUGAACACAUGCAUGGUGUACAUUCGCUCCUUCUUUGAGUUUACUUAUACAUGUAUUUUCAGUGGCAUAAAGACGGACUGUGAUCUUCAAGCAAGUAGUUUUUAAGUCUCUCUAAUAGACCUACAUAUGUAUUGAUCAGGUCUAGUUCUGGUUGCAAUAGAUAAGGUUGUUGUUACUUGAUGUGUUUUUGUUUUAAUUUAUCGUUAUUUCUAGUCAAACAGUUUGCUAGCUGUAUGCGAUAUACUAAUAAUAUGUCAAUACGCUAAUUAAGAUGUCAUACUGAAAACAGAUGUACAUUUUUUUAAAACAGAAAAUCAUGUUUUGUAACAUGAAAUUUUUAAAAUAAUAACUUAAGAAAUAUAUUGUUUAAGGAAUUAUUGCCUUCUAAAACAUCCCAAUUCAGUUCAUUCCAUCGAUGAAAAAAAAAAUGAACAUACAUGUACAUUCUAACCAGGUCUUGCCAUUUUGAAUUGUUUUUCUUGUUCUUGUUUGUCAGAGAAUUUUAUUUAAAUGUCCGAUUAUUCAUUACUGUCAAUUAUAUCUUGUUCACAUCAAUAUGGAGGGAAUUUUGUGGAGCAGUUUGAUAUGUUUGUUUUUUAUUCAACCACAUAUAUACAACAUGCAAACUAUUCAAUACAAUGUUUUUUGUUUUUCUUAGUGUAGUAUUCACAAUUUUUAUUCGUAAAUCGGGGUACAUGUAGGAGCAAGAACAAUCUGAAGAAAAAUAUACAUAUAUAUAUACCACAUGAUUAAUAGUUCUUUAUUUUUACUACUGCAAUACAUAGCUCUUGUCUCUCUAACUAUGUAUUUCCUUUGGACACUGUGUCAGAUCAUGUUAAUUUAAAUUAUUUCUGUGAUCAUAUAUGCAUUACAUUCUAUAUUUUUAUUGAAGUGUUAAAACAUGCAUUGCUAUGAAAAUAAAUUUCCAUAAACUUGAA